AUUCAUACGCCAUUGUCACCAUCUUAAACGCAACCUCCUCUAUAUAUACCCUUCUAAUCCUCUUCAAUCUCUCCAAGCCAACAAAAUAUGUUAAGCCAAUAAUACACAUACUUAAAAUUAUUAUUUCCAUUUGUAUACACACAUAAUAAUUAUGAGUCAAAAAUAUUUUAUUCUCAUUUUUGUCCUUGCAUUUGCUUAUUCCGGCGAGUCACGACGGCAGCCAUUUGCAUGCGACCCAGCAAACGCAGGGACACGAAACCUGCGUUUCUGCAAGACAUCGCUACCAAUACACGUGCGUGUACAAGACUUAAUUGGACGAUUAACGUUGCAGGAGAAGAUUAGAUUGUUAGUGAACAAUGCUGCACCAGUGGAAAGGCUGGGUGUCAGUGGCUACGAGUGGUGGUCGGAGGCACUUCACGGUGUCUCCAACACCGGCUAUGGUGUUAAGUUUGGUGGCGCCUUCCCUGGCGCCACCAGCUUCCCACAAGUCAUUACUACUGCCGCUUCCUUUAACGCCUCCUUGUGGGAAGAAAUUGGCCGGGUGGUUUCUGAGGAAGGUAGAGCGAUGUAUAACGGAGGAGCAGCAGGACUAACAUUUUGGAGUCCAAAUGUGAAUAUAUUAAGAGAUCCAAGGUGGGGACGGGGCCAAGAAACACCAGGGGAGGAUCCUCAUUUGGUUGCACAAUAUGCCGUUAGCUACGUAAAAGGACUACAAGGAGGCGGCGGUAGUGGCAACACCCGCUUGAAGGUGGCUGCUUGUUGCAAGCAUUACACUGCUUAUGAUCUUGAUGAUUGGAAUGGCUAUGAUCGUUUCCACUUCAAUGCUAAGGUAAGCAUGCAGGACUUAGAGGAUACUUACAAUGUGCCAUUCAAGGCAUGUGUGGUUGAAGGUAAUGUAGCAAGUGUGAUGUGCUCUUACAACCAGAUCAAUGGAAAGCCAUCUUGUGCUGACCCUACUCUCCUCCGUGAUACAAUUCGUUCCCAAUGGCACCUUAACGGAUACAUCGUAUCAGAUUGUGAUUCUGUUGGAGUUCUAUUCGAGAAACAACAUUAUACUCGUUACCCUGAAGAUGCUGCAGCGGCCACUAUCAAAGCUGGGUUGGACUUGGACUGUGGGCCUUUCCUAGCCAUCCACACAGAUGAGGCUGUCCGUACAGGCAAAGUUUCAGAAUUGGAAAUCAACAAUGCUUUAGCCAAUACAAUUACAGUCCAAAUGCGUCUAGGAAUGUUUGAUGGGCCAAAUGGGCCUUAUGCAAAUUUGGGCCCAAAAGAUGUGUGCAGUCCAGCCCAUCAACAGUUGGCCCUUCAAGCUGCUCGUGAAGGCAUUGUUCUUCUCAAAAAUAUUGGACGGGCUCUUCCAUUGUCCACUCAGAGACACCGGACCGUUGCUGUUAUUGGGCCCAAUUCAGAUGCUACACUUACCAUGAUUGGCAAUUAUGCUGGUGUUCCAUGUGGUUAUAUUUCACCAUUACAAGGAAUAUCAAGAUAUGCAAGGACAGUUCAUCAACAAGGAUGUAUGGGAGUAGCUUGUCCAGGGAAUCAAAACUUUGGAUUAGCAGAAGUGGCUGCAAGGCAUGCUGAUGCCACUGUGUUGGUAAUGGGACUUGAUCAAUCCAUUGAAGCAGAGGCUAAAGACAGAGUUAGCCUUCUUCUGCCAGGACACCAACAGGACCUCAUUUCUAGGGUAGCUAUGGCUUCUAAAGGCCCCGUAGUGUUGGUUUUGAUGUCCGGUGGCCCUAUUGAUGUUACAUUCGCCAAAAAUGAUCCUCGUGUUUCCGCUAUUAUUUGGGUUGGCUAUCCUGGUCAGGCUGGUGGAGCUGCCAUUGCUGAUGUUCUAUUUGGAGCAGCCAAUCCAGGGGGGAAGCUUCCAAUGACAUGGUAUCCACAAGAUUAUGUAGCUAAAGUGUCCAUGGCAAACAUGGACAUGAGAGCAAAUCCAACAAAAGGCUAUCCUGGUAGAACCUAUAGAUUCUACAAAGGCCCAACAGUUUUCCCAUUUGGGGCUGGCUUUAGCUACACAACAUUCAGCCAACAUUUAGUCUCCGCGCCAAUCACUGUUUCAGUGCCAACCACUCUUCACUCUCAUGAUCUUGUAUCGAACAACACAACAACAUCAUUAAUGAAAACGAAAGCUACAGUGAGAACAAUACAUACUAAUUGUGAGUCACUUGAUAUAGACAUGCAUAUUGAUGUAAAAAACAUAGGGGACAUGGACGGAACACACACGGUCCUCAUUUUCUCAACCCCACCUGAUCCCACGGAGACAAAACAACUAGUCGCGUUUGAGAAAGUUCAUGUCGUGGCUGGGGCUAAUCAGAGGGUCAAGAUCAAUAUGAAUGCUUGCAAACACCUUAGCGUAGCUGAUGAAUACGGAGUACGAAGAAUUUACAUGGGAGAACACAAAAUCCAUGUUGGUGAUGACCUCAAACAUUCUAUAACCUUUCAACCUUCAUUGGAGGAGAUCAAAGUCUAAGAAUACUUUCAAGGACUAAGUAUUCUUGCAAUUAAUACUUGUUAAUUAUUUCUUUCCCCUCAUCAUAAUAAAAGCCAACAAGAAGUGUGAAGAAGCUCUGUUGUUUGGGAAUGAGAGGGAAAGGUUAGAAACAAUAUUAGGGAUUUGGGAUAUAAUUAAGACAAAAGUUAUACCAAGUGUUGAUUGGGUUCAACAUAAUCAAAUGUGACAUAGAAUUUCAGAAUGAAGCAUUUUAACACCUUGUUUGGAUGAUUGUUUUCCAUUGUAAGUUUAAAUAUAAUGUUGUUGUAUAAUAUCGUUUAAAUCCAUCAGACUGAAAGUCCCAUUUUGUGAAAAGAUCUAUUUGGUGUGAUCGCGUCGUUACCGUA
This is a messenger RNA of Solanum tuberosum (potato), 2841 nucleotides long. RefSeq names its product beta-D-xylosidase 1. Gene Ontology annotation, cellular component: apoplast. The record is from RefSeq and is a predicted model, not a curated record. Gene Ontology annotation, biological process: xylan catabolic process; arabinan catabolic process. Lineage: Eukaryota; Viridiplantae; Streptophyta; Magnoliopsida; Solanales; Solanaceae. Bases 152 to 2473 code for a protein of 773 amino acids. Gene Ontology annotation, molecular function: xylan 1,4-beta-xylosidase activity; alpha-L-arabinofuranosidase activity. The transcript has 7 exons.